Wasmannia auropunctata (little fire ant) is the source of this 2297-nucleotide messenger RNA. RefSeq names its product cleft lip and palate transmembrane protein 1-like protein. The transcript has 8 exons. The coding region runs from base 399 to 2027 and encodes 542 amino acids. Lineage: Eukaryota; Metazoa; Arthropoda; Insecta; Hymenoptera; Formicidae. Gene Ontology annotation, cellular component: membrane; endomembrane system. The record is from RefSeq and is a predicted model, not a curated record.
CAAUCAACUACCGUAACUGUCGGUGACGUGUGCGUGUGGUAUGGUGUGCGCGGUGCAUACGAUUAUAUUGGACUACAUUUGCUAUAGUAUGUAUGUAGUACAAGUCAGCCGGGUUUAUGAUUGAGCACGUGUAAUGUAUGUAUCUCGUUGACCCGCUGUUCAGAGUGUUCAGGCUGUUCUGCCAACCACGCUGCUAAACUCGAACAAGAAUCGAGACAUUCGAGACGCUCCGUGCUCCCUCCGUGUAAUCGGCGUAAUCCCGCACUCCGAGGCAUGCAAGAGCCUACUACAUAAUGUUCAUAAUGAUUAUAACAACGCCCAUAAUGUUGUAUGCGUUGUACUUUUUGUAAUACACGCAGAUACCUCUACACGAAAUACUCGUGCCGAAAUCAGCUAAAAUGCCGUGGCCCUCGCUCAGCGUUAUUCUUGCCGAAAUAUUUCUGGCAUAUAUCGUCUAUUCGAUAUACUUGAUGUCGUUGCUAUUCGUGUCGCCGCCCUGCGAGGAUGGCAAACCGUGCCUCGAAUCGUACCUGAGCGAACGACCGCAGUUGGAUUUGUACAUGUACAGUUCCAUUGGGAGAAAUCCUGUCAGCAGAGACACCGAUUUCGUAUACUCGGCGCAAAACUUCGAUUACGAUCAAAUGCAAACCAUUCCAGUAUUACUGACUGUACCACGCAAGACGCGGCGGAAUGGAACAUUAUUUUUACAUGUAUUAUUAACGCCUCCUUCUGUAAAACAGGACAGGACAUUUGUUGAUUUGCAAAAAGAUUUAUUUACUUCAUAUACCACUAUUAAAAUGACACAAUACAUAGUACCUGAAGCAGAGGCGUUCAAGUUGUUAGGUGACAAAAACUAUGAGGAAGAGGAAGCUAAUAGCCAGUUUAUUACACGUCCAGUCUCGCAUAUAAAAAGUCGCGUGACUUUUACAAUAAUGACGGACAACGUUUUGCUUCCUAUAUACGACAUACCUGCCGAGUUCGUAAACCGUAUAAAAAUAAUUGGCAAGCGGACAUUCUUGCCGAUUGUAAACUGCGAUUUCUUACGAACACGGCAUAGGGACCUUAAACGAAUUACCCCGGAAAAUAAUACAACAAACGUCACGGUAGAAUAUUCGCCUGUGUCAUUGGGAAAAUUAAGAUUGAUGCUGCACGCGCAGGCGACCAUGGAAAGUCUGAAAAAUCUUGGCUUCUCUGACAAGGAUAUUGAUGAGGUAAAAGGCAUCUUUGUCGAUACCAAUGUCUAUCUACUGAGUGGUACGUUUUUCAUCGCGGCUGUACAUUUGUUGUUUGAUUUCCUUGCUAUUAAAAAUGAUGUCAGUUUUUGGCGGAAAAAAAGUAAUCUCAUAGGCCUCAGCAAAUGGACUGUGAUAUGGCGUGCAUUCAGUCAGACUGUGAUUUUCCUUUAUCUUUGUGACGAAGGUUCUUCCUCGCUCGUUCUCAUUCCGACUGGUAUCAGCACUGUUAUCGAGCUGUGGAAACUGAAAAAGAUAUCGCGAGUAGAAUUGAUUAGCAGCAAUGGCAUUUUUCCAAGAAUACAAUUUAAAACCGAUGCAAGCACUGAUGUAGCAGAGGUGAAAACUAGAGAGUUCGAUGCCGAGAUUAUGCGUUAUCUGAGUUAUUUGUUAUAUCCAUUAGUUAUCAUUGGUGCAAUCUACUCGUUACUUUAUUAUCCGCAUAAAAGCUGGUAUUCUUGGAGCAUAAAUUCCUUAGUGAAUGGAGUUUACACAUUUGGAUUCCUCUUUAUGCUACCGCAAUUGUUCGUUAAUUAUAAAUUGAAAUCCGUUGCGCACAUGCCAUGGAGGGCGUUCAUGUACAAAGCAUUUAACACGUUCAUCGACGACGUGUUUGCUUUUAUUAUAACGAUGCCGACAGCUCAUAGAAUAGCGUGUUUCAGAGAUGACAUCGUUUUUGUAAUUUAUCUGUCUCAAAGAUGGUUAUACCCAGUGGAUAAAUCACGUAUGGAUACCGAUACAAUUACAGAAGAAGCUAUUGAUUUCGGCAACAAUUCGAACAAAAAAACAAAUUAAAAAUUAUUUCCUAUUGUUUACUGUUAUUGUUUGUCUUUGUUAUCUAGAAUUUAAAACUUUCAUAAUAUCGUGUGUUGAAGCGUUAUUACGCUGAAACAGCAUUUAUAUCGCUAAUGUGAAAAUUUAAUUAAUGUACGCACACAUUUGUUACAAAAAAUAUAUUUUAUAAAUUUUAUUUUAUUACCACCUAGAGAGUUGUUACAUUUUUUUUUAAUGGUCUGAUAACGAAUCUUGCAAUCAAUAUAUAAUCAAUACGAUAAUAUUAUCCAA